Pelodiscus sinensis (Chinese soft-shelled turtle) is the source of this 3419-nucleotide messenger RNA. It is a transcript of the gene CDHR1, whose product is annotated as cadherin related family member 1. The record is from RefSeq and is a predicted model, not a curated record. Gene Ontology annotation, biological process: homophilic cell-cell adhesion. Gene Ontology annotation, cellular component: plasma membrane; cell-cell junction. Gene Ontology annotation, molecular function: calcium ion binding. Lineage: Eukaryota; Metazoa; Chordata; Testudines; Trionychidae.
CUCGCACAUUUCACCACCCCACAGGUCGGAAGGAGACUUUGCCAGUCCCUUCAGACAAAAAAACAAACAAACCAAAACACCUUUGAAACAGAGAAGAAAUUAGCCAUUCCUUCAGUGAGAUGAAGCAUGCAAGACAUUUCACCCCAUCUUUCUUUCUCAAUUUCGUGCAUGUCUGUCUGGUCCAGGCCAAUUAUGCCCCGUACUUCUUUGAUAAUGGAGCCAGCAGUACAAAUGGGAACAUGGCACUUCUCAGCCUUUCAGAAGAUACACCUGUUGGUACACAUGUGUACACUCUGAAUGGAACCGACCCCGAAGGAGAUCCUGUGACCUAUGGAAUGACCUGUGAAGCUGGGUCAAGAAGUUACUUUGCCAUUGAUACAAACUUUGGAAAUAUCACCCUGGUUGAGGAGCUAGAUAGAGAGAAAGAAGAUGAGAUUGAAGUUAUAGUCAGUAUUUCCGAUGGCCUGAGUACGGUUGCCGAAAAAGUCCGAAUACUUGUAACAGAUGCCAACGACGAGAGUCCAGAGUUUAUCAACACACCUUAUAUAGUCCAAGUCCCAGAGAACACCCCCUCAGGGAGCAGUAUCUUUAAGAUCGAGGCAGUGGACAAAGACACAGGCUCCGGGGGAAGUGUCACCUACUUCUUGCAGAACAUCCACACUAACAAGUUUACCAUAGACCGACACAGUGGAGUUCUUCGCAUCAAAACAGGGAUCACGCUAGACUAUGAAAAAGCAAGAACUCAUUUUGUCACCGUGGUAGCAAAGGACGGCGGCGGGAAGCUCCGCGGGGACAACAAGGUGUUCUCAGCAACAACCACAGUCACUAUCAAUGUGGAAGAUGUCCAGGACACCCCUCCUAUGUUCAUUGGGAUGCCCUACUAUGGCUAUGUUUAUGAGGACACCCUGGCGGGCUCUGAGGUACUAACUAUCUCUGCUCUUGACGGGGACCGAGGAAAGCCUAACAAUAUUAAUUACUGUCUUGUGAAUGGAAGCGAAGGAUCUUUUGAAAUAAAUACUACGACUGGAGCUAUUUCUGUUAUAAAGAAUCCAAGUAAAUUAAAGAAAGAAGUGUAUGAGCUAAAAAUUCAGGCAUCAGAAAUAAAUCCAGAUGGUGAUGUGACAGCACAUGUUUUUGCCACAGUGAUUAUAAGAGUCGUCGACCUCAACAAUCACCCACCAACUUUCUAUGGAGAAAACGGGCCCCAGAACCGAUUUGAACUGACAAUGUAUGAGCACCCCCCCGAGGGUGAGAUCCUGAGGGGCCUGAAAAUUACAGUCAAUGAUUCAGAUCAGGGAGCCAACGCUAAAUUCAACCUCCGGCUAGUUGGGCCUGGUGGCAUCUUCCGAGUUGUUCCCCAAACCGUCCUGAACGAGGCUCAGGUUACCAUAAUAGUGGAGCACUCUGCUGCUAUAGAUUAUGAGAAGUUCCAGUCAUUAACCUUUAAGCUUCUUGCCAUAGAGGUGAACACUCCUGAGAAGUUUAGUUCAACGGCGGAUAUAGUGAUACGACUCUUGGACACCAAUGACAACGUCCCAAAGUUCUCAUCUGACUAUUACAUUGCCAGGAUUCCAGAGAAUUCCCCAGGGGGCUCCAAUGUAGUGGCUGUAACAGCUACAGAUCCAGAUUCGGGGCUUUGGGGAGAAGUCAAAUAUUCCAUAUAUGGAACAGGAGCUGAUCUAUUUCUGAUCCAUCCAUCAACAGGAAUUAUUUAUACUCAGCCAUGGGCCACAUUAGAUGCUGAAGUCACUGCAAAGUACAACUUCUAUGUGAAAGCAGAAGACACAGAAGGGAAGUAUAGCUUGGCUGAGGUGUUUAUCACUGUGCUAGAUGUCAAUGAUCACUCUCCAGAGUUCAAUGAGAACAUCCAGGAAAAGACUAUGAUCAUUGGAUCACCAGUGAAAAUAGAGGCUAUCGAUCAAGAUGCUGAAGAACCCAACAACAUUGUAGACUAUUCCAUUAUGCAAGCAGAUCCAGCCAAUGUAUUUGAUAUAGACCAAAGCACUGGAGAAAUAAAGCUGAAGUCCUAUAUCAGAUCCCUGGAUAUCAUUCACAACAUCACCAAGAACAAAGACUGUGUAUGGUCUGUGGUCAUUCAGGCCAAAGACCGGGGCUCCCCUUCAUUUAGCACAACAGCAGUCCUGAAGAUUGAUAUCACAGAAGAGACUCUUCACAAAGGGCCUAUGGCCACCUUUUUGAUGCAAACUAAAGAUAACCCCAUGAAAGCCUUAGGAGUGCUAGCUGGUGUCAUGGGCAUAAUGGUGGUGAUCACAAUCAUGAUCUCUACUGCCAUGUUCUGGCGCAAUAAGAGAUCCAACAAAAUCAUGCCGGUGAGACGGAUCAUAAAAAAGAGACAGAUCCAUCAGCCCAGGAGGGGCAAUCCUGCUGAGAAGUUUGCCAUUGAGGAUGACGCACAGAGUCUGCAGAAUGAGAACAGCAACAAUAACGUCCAGGUGCCCUCUCUGCCACCUACUGCCCCGGCCCUGCCUCCUCCCGCAGUGUUAGCGCCCCGGCUAAACCCCACGGAAUGGAGAGUGCCCACAGUGUCGGGCUCCCUCAGCCCCAAGUUUAUAAACAAGCAGUGGAAGAAAAGAGGCUCCAGCAGCACCCACAUUGCCCUGGUGUCAGAGCUCAAACAGAAGUUCGAAAAGCGGAAUACAACCGGCAACAGUCCUCAUAUCUAGUGCAGCUGCAGCAGUGAGACCUGGAGAACACAUAGCCACGCAGUGCAUGGCCUGAUGUGCAUGGUGUGAUGCAUCUUUCCCUUCCCUAUCAAUACCUAAAGAAUUAAAAGCAGUACUCCACCACUACAACCACCCAUUACUUUGCACAGGUAUUACACGCUAGUAUAUUUUGCAAUGGAAUUAUUUCACAUAAAAUAUUGGUGCCAGUUGCUAGACUUUAACUUUGCUCAUUUUUAGAAACUAGUUUCCUGCCGGCACUGUAUGAUCAAGGUGCUAAUUGUCCUGAUGUAGGCUAUGAGGCCAGUGAUUUUGGGGGCAUCCAACUUGAGACUUUUUUUUUUAAGAGGCAUGGUUUUCACCCACAAUGCCAGUUCAUGUCUGUCCUUUGCAGUGCUGGAAGAUAGCUCUCAAGAUGCCUAUAAUUGGGCUCUUCAAAUCACACCACACUUGAAAAUAUUGACCUUCUUGUAGAAACAGCAGUAUGGGAGGUUAUUUUUUAAAGUAAAACAGCUUUGUCAUGAUGUUUUCUUCCAUUUCCAAGCCAAACAUCCCUUCUGAAGAAAAAAAGAAAAGGGCCACUCAUUCUUUCCAAAAACAGUUGGUGAUGGGCCCAAAUAUGGAAAUUGCUCAGCUAUCAGGAGUGGGGCAACCAAAAAUGGUGAUGAAUUUGCCCUGGUCUACACUAGGGAGUUAUUUCAAAAUAACCCCUCCUUAUUUUGAAAUAAUAAGCAGAGC